AUGAUCUACAGCGGCACCACCGACGAGCUCGCCAUCUCUCGGCCUGGUUCCCCGCCUGGUAUGUCUUCAUCGAGGUCAUCCAAGGCAUCGUCUCUCCAUUCUUUCACCUCGGAAAUCGGCGAUGAUGUAGGCGCUGGCGUCGGCCACUUCGAGGAGAUCGGCCUCGAAGAUGAUGCCACCUCAAACGACCCACGCCAUUAUCAUGACUCCCACUCUCGAUCCAGUCCCAACCCAAAUCCCUACAUGUCCACAUUCACCUCCGAUCUACGGGCUGCUUCGGCGAAACAUGUCGGCUCCAAUGUCCAUGUACAGACUCGUGAGCUCGCCCACCCGCGAAUGCAACGCGACAUAAUCUCUCGCCCAAAGACGAGACCCGUAGCACCAGCUCUAGCUACCCAGUUCCGUGAUACGAGCACACAGAGUCUCACUUUGAACGUCACACAUCGACCUCGAAUGCCCCAUCGGGCUCUAUCAGCUCGCUCCGCCUCCACGAUAAGCACCGCCCGGCGUCAUCGGAGCCCUAGCCCCAAUGUGCCAUCACACUCGCUCCCUCCACGCGACCCUAGUGGCGCUCCGAGACCGCGUAGGAGCAGUUGGCAAUCGAACCGGGAAACUAAAUCAAUAUCUGAUGCGGAAAGGGCCUUUGAUGACGACGAUGGUGACGACGACAUCCCUGACGGUUUCAUUCUUGACAACGUACCGCUAUCUCCACGGCCCCCGAGCGAGAGGUCCAGUAGUCGACCCGUUUCGGCAUCCACAUCACCCGAUAGACAGCCCAAGGAACGUGUGCGUAGUGUUGGGAAUGGUACACCACCAGUCGCCGUCGAUUCGGGAUCCUUAAAAUCCCCAUCGUGGAGGUCUGAGCAUUCUAGUGAUUCACAGAGAUCCACGCCUCUCUCUCCGAUAAAAGGUCGGGCGAAAAGCUGGACUGCCGCGAUUUCCGGUUUGAACGCUGAAGCCAAAGCACUUACCGAGAAGCUUGAGGAACACGCCGAUGAAUUGGAGAGGCAAGGCGUGCUACCAUCGACCAUUCGACCAGUACCAAAGCCCCGAGUCAAGUCAGCCCUUGCUGAACUACCCCCUCUUCGAAGGAGUAAUAUCAUGAUUGAUCCGUUGCCGAUAUCCAAAGAAAAGGAGGCCGUGCUGUCCCGGACGAGACCAUCGUGGUUACCACCCAAGGAUCCCGCCGAGGAGAAGAAACAUUUGAAAGAAUACCAGAAAAUGAUGGCAAGCAGCAUCGAAGCUGAUAAGAAAAGAGAAGCCGCCCGUCGAGACAAGGAAAAGAAUGAAGCCAGGACUACUAGUGAUCGAAUGCACAUUUGGGAGGAAGAUAUACUGAAGAGGUGGGAUGUUGCUAUCCAGGAAGAACGGACAAAGGCCUUGUGGUGGAAAGGAAUCCCUCCUCGAAGUCGUGGUGCGGUCUGGUCUCGCGCCAUUGGGAACGCGCUGGGACUGACACCCACUUCAUUUCAGGCUGCCUUGUCCAGAGCUUCUGAAGUCGAGGGGCGAGCGGAGAAGGGAAAUAGCACAGUAGAUGACGAACAAAAAAUGGCUUGGUUUGCAAAGAUGCGAGCAGAUGUCGAAGAGAGAACUUGGACAGACCUUAAGAUCUUUCAAGCUGGUGCUCCCUUGCACCAAAGCGUAAUCGAUGUGCUCCGCGCGUAUGCCAUGUACAGGAGUGAUAUCGGUUACGUUACCGGGUGUCACACUAUUGCCGCGCUUUUGCUUCUCAACCUCGACUCGCCCGCUACCACGUUCAUCGCUUUAGCGAACGUUCUCAAUCGAUCACUUCCGUUGUCUUUCCAGUCGCACGACCAUGGAGCUCAAUCAUCAGUGUACCAGCUCGUCCAUCGGACACUGGCCGCGAAAUCACCGCAGCUUUAUAAACACCUCUUCAACGAUAUUAGCCAGGAAUUUUCGGAUGCAUGCCUGAAUGAGACGUUUACGACGCUGUUCACGAAACAUCUGAGCCUCGAUGAUUGUACGAGAUUAUGGGACGUCUACAUCUUCGAGGGAGAUGGCGUGUUGAUAAGUGCUGCCGUGGCGUUGCUCUUGGAAUGCGAGAUGACAAUUCUAAGUACGCGGUCUGUGGAAGAGUGUGCGAACGUCCUUCAGGCGCAUGCGAAGCGGAUACCGCCAGCAGCCCAAGACGAGGAUGUGUUCAUUAGGCGUGUGCGGGAUAUGAGGUCAUGA
Molecule: messenger RNA, 2193 nt
Organism: Xylaria bambusicola
Lineage: Eukaryota; Fungi; Ascomycota; Sordariomycetes; Xylariales; Xylariaceae
Exons: 2
Coding region: 1-2193 (730 amino acids)
Biological process (GO): activation of GTPase activity
Molecular function (GO): GTPase activator activity
Source: RefSeq, a predicted model, not a curated record